GCUGGCUUUCCCUCACCCCGCUUCCCUCCGGCUGGCUUCGGGCUCCGGCGUCUCCCGCGGUGGGGAGGGGGGCCGGCCCCGGCUCGGGGGGCUCCGAACGGCCGUACCCCGGGACGGGUGGUGUCCCGUCCCCCCUUCCUUCCCCUUCUUCCCCCUUCCUUCCCUCGGCCCAUGCCGCGGCCUGCGCGCCGCGACCGCUGACGGGGCCCCGCCGGGGCCGGCAGCCGCGGCUUGUCUCCGGGCAGGCGGUUGGGGCGUGGGGAGGCCUCUCGGGGCAGGCCCGGGCCGCCCGUAGCGUGUGUGGGCUUGCAUUUCCACGCGUGGGCCAGGGGAGACGUGCGGCCCUGCUGCUGACGGCAGGCUCUGACCCUCCCUGUGGCCUCUGGCAGGUUCCCUGAGCCCGCCGCAGAGUUUCGGGAGGCCAUGGAGCGGCACGUCCCCAUUCACGCCCUGCCCGAGGAGAUUCGAAAGAUGUCCCGGGAUGAGACAGUGUGUAAAUACUGUGGAGUCAGCUAUUUGAUACUUCAUGAAUUUAAGGUGAUGGAAGAAAAAGUAAAAGCAAUGGAAAAGGAAAUUAAAUUUUAUGAAGGAAGUAUAGAACGGGAAAAAGGACUUCAAGCAGAAUUGCAGUCUCUUUACCAAGACCUUGAACACUACCGAGCUGACAGUGAAUCAAAAACAGAAAGAAUAAAAACCCUAACAGUGGAACUUAAAACCAAGCAAGAUGAAUUAAAAAAAGUGAAAGAAGAUUUGCGGUAUUUCCAAGAGGAAAAGGAAGCUGCCUAUAAGCAAUCACAAGUGCUCAGAAAUACAUUGGAACACCAUUGCUCAACUCUGAACAAGGCUGUCUCACUGUUCCCUUUUAUUAGAAGUGAGCUAGACAGUAUUAAAGAAGUCAUUGCCAGUAACCUGGAGAACUGGGCCGCCAUGAAAGAAGAAAUUUUUCUACAAAUAAAAACUGUUAGCAAAGAAGCUUUGACAGAAAUACCCAAAUUGAAUCAAAGAUUAGCAAAAUCCCAGAGAGAGAAUGAAUGCCUCCAAGAAAAGGUAAAACAUCUGACGUUGGUGGCUGACACAGUUGAGCUGAAAACUCAACAGCUUCAAACUUCACUUCAGCAAGGGAAUGAGCUACAAAGUAGGUGCCGUGAACUACAAAAGGAAACAUUAGAUUUAACAAAUCAAGUAGAGACAAUUGGACUGAAGCUGCAGAAGGUAACAGCCGAGACAGACCACUACAAAAAGCUGUUAAUGGUGAAAUCAGCGGAACUUGAUGUCUGUCAGAAUGAACUGAAAAAAAUGAAAUACGAAAAUGGAAUUUCUGAAUCAAGACUUAUGAAAGAGCUCAAGGAAAAGGAGGAAUCUCUUCUAAUUUGCCAACAAGUAUGCAAACAUUUACAGGAAGAAGUGGCUGAGAAAGAAAGGAAAGAAGAAGAUCUAAAAAGAAGAACCGGUCGAUCAGAAAGUGAGCUGGAAGCACUUAAAGCUCUUCUUAGACAAACAGAGGAAGAGGUGGUGAUGUUGAAACAAGAAAGGGAGUUAAUGCUGAUUUCUCAUCAGAACAGAACAGAGCAGCUGCAGGAAACAUUAAGACAGAAGAUGCGGAAUGAAGAUAACUGGAGGGAGAAGAUACCAGGAUUAAUAUCCAGUGCCACCAAUAGCUUAAGGAAGGAGACAGAAAUUCUGGAAAAGAAGCUACAAGAUGCCCAGAUCAAACUUGCAGAGAAAGAUGAAGAUAAGGAAAAAGAAAUUCAGAGCCUUAAAAGACUAAUUACCGAACUUGAAUUUCAGCUGACGCUGGAAAAGAACAAUAAUGAAUCAUUUCUGGAUAAUAUGAGGAAAGAAAUUAAACACAAGUCAGAUGAACUGGAAAAAUUAACCCAGGAGAGGACACAGCUGAUUCACAAUUUGAGUCAAGUUCAAGAGGAGAACACUCUUCUCCAGGAAACGGUGCGCAGAGAGUGUGAGGAACGCUAUGAGCUGACUGCAGCUUUGACUCAGGCCAGGGAACAAGUACUGGAACUAAAAAAGCUCAGUGGAAACUUCCCGUUAUCACCGUGUUCCCUGACUCAGGGCAGCCUAACCUCCUCUGCUGCCCUGCUCGCUGAUUACGGACAGAAAAGCCGCACGAGCCCCGGCGCUGGGAAGGAAAUCAAUCUCUCCAGACAGUUUGGUAUUUCAAGAGCUGCUAAGGCACCCACCUCCAGUAAGCGUAACAGCAGCGGCAGCGUGGGCUUGCCGGCUCUAACCCCACCGCAUCCUCCAAGAGGAAGGGCGGCUUCGCUGAAUGAGCCCAGGAGCAGGAUUGCUGCAGUUAUAAGACGACAACUGAGUCAGCUCUGACAGCUACGUACGCAUGCAUAGCACAUGAGAAACCAUUCCAGUGCAUCAAAUGACCAUUUACUUGUGGACCCCUAGGGUCAAAUCUUAGCCAAUGCAAUUCAUGCAUUUCUACAACUGUAACUUAAUUUUAAGUUUUAUAGAUUUUUGAUGCAAUAAUGUUUCUUUGACCAUUGCGUAUCAAUGUGAUUAAAUGCUAUCAACAUUUCAAGAUUAGAAAAGUAAAAAAGAAAAAAUAUUGUCUCUCCAAGAGGAGCACAUGUUCAAUAUCUGUAAUUAAAAUAGCUGCCAGUUUCAAAUACUGUUUUCCCUAACCACUUUAUUGGACUUUACCUAUUUUGUGUGUUCUCCCAUGUAACGUAAUUGCUCGUUUCUCAUGUAAAAAUGUGAUUUGUUCGGUUAGAAUCAGAUUUUUGCAAUGAUUUAAUUGAGUAGUGUUAUAUUUGCAAAUAUUUAUGCUUAGGUCAGUGAGACUCGCUAGUUGUGGAGUAUAUAUCACUCAGCAUGAAAAUGUGGCAAAUCUGUGUGCUCAGUAGACUAGCCAUUGGUAGGGACAUAGCUUCCUCUGUGUGCAAGUCUUCAAGCUGUGCUAAUUAACAAGGAGUUGAAGACUUAAUAUAUUUUGUCCAAAAGAUGGUUGCCUCUUGAAUUUCAUCGGAAAAGUGUCUUUUUGUCAAGCAUAGUUUUUAUCUUCAAAGUAGACAUGCUGGUGUUCUCUGUAAAAUUGUUACACAGGAGGAUCAAUAUUUUUAUUUGCUGCUUGA
Molecule: messenger RNA, 3101 nt
Organism: Harpia harpyja (harpy eagle)
Lineage: Eukaryota; Metazoa; Chordata; Aves; Accipitriformes; Accipitridae
Gene: LEKR1
Product: leucine, glutamate and lysine rich 1
Exons: 11
Coding region: 424-2340 (638 amino acids)
Source: RefSeq, a predicted model, not a curated record